CAACCAUAUUAUCGACACCGUUCAUUUUCACCCUUUUUCAUCGCCGCCGCCUUCGCCCCUUCUUUCGUCUCCUUUCCUCUUCUUUCUCCCCUCAAUCCCGAUGGUGGUUCCUCUUCUGUGAUAGGUCGAUAUCGAUCAAUCCCAUCACCUUAUUGAGAUUUGUCGGGGCUUGCUUUGUUUCGAUUUUGGUUGCCGGAGAAGAUGCCGCAGUUCGAAACCUUUCCAGCUCGAGGGAUCCGGCGGAUUCGCUUCUCACCGACAGAUCCGGGAACAAGUGAGGAACUCUUUCAGGGGAGAAUAUGCUUACAUGAUUGCAGUAGCAACAGUGAGCAACGUUUGGCAGAAUCCUAUUGUUCUCAUCAUGUUCCAUCAAAUAAAGAAAUGAGAUUAUCUGGAUUCGACUUACCUCACGACCUAUCUAGGAACUGUAUAGCUGAAAUUGGUGGUUACUUUUGUCACCAUGCUGACGACUGUUCAUCUUCUCAGUAUUCAGAAGCAUUUAAUUGUUCCUCCUUCUGCUCUGAUCCUGUGGACACAUAUGCAGCAGUAGGAGGAAUUUCUCCAUCUUCAAAUUAUGGUAGUAACAUCUCUCUGUCUCAAGGCACCUGUGUACCACUCAAAGAUGGCAGUGCUAGUGCUGAAUAUGGUCAAUUUUUUGUUAGUGGAUGGAUGUAUAUCAAUGAAGAUGGCCAUAUGUGUGGACCAUACAGUCAAGAGCAGCUUAGUGAAGGCCUGUCUUCAGGGUUCUUGCCAGAAGAACUUCCAAUUUAUCCUGUUGCACAUGGAAGUUUCAUGAAUCCCGUGCCUUUGAAAUAUUUAAGACGGUUGUCAAAUUCUGUAUGUGAUGCUUCAAGUUUUUCUGGCAUGACUAGCGAAAUGCAUGAGUUGGUAGGCCGGGGUUCAACGGUUUCAUAUGAAGUUCAAAAUGCAGAACAGGGCAAGCUCAACUCAGCAAUGAAUCAUACUUCAUUGGUGCUUUUGCAGCCAUUCACAAGUGAAGACAGCUGCUGGAUGUUUGAGGACAAGGGUGGUAACAAACACGGAGCUCAUUCAUUUGCUGAAUUAUAUUAUUGGUAUCACAACAGUUACCUUGAUGGUUCUUUAAUGAUACAUCAUGUUGAUAAUUUGGUCGGGCCAUUUACAUUGGCAUCUCUAAUUGAGGAUUGGAGCACAAUUAGCAGCCAGCAUAUUUCUGAAACUAAUAUUAAGGCCAAGGUUACUAACAAGCAUUCCAACAGUCGUUCCAAUUUCAUUUCUAAUGUAUCAGAUGAAGUUUCAAUGCAACUGCAUCCUGUCAUAAUGAAAGCUGCACGCCGUGUUCUGGUAGAUGAAAUCUUGAGCAGCAUCAUACCUGAUUUCUUUUUAUCGAAAAAGGCCGAGAGACAAGACAGAUCAAAACCAACAUAUCAGGAUAAUAGAAAACAUGAUUCAAGCAAAGGAAAGAUGGUAGCUUCAUCACAGGACAGUUUUGAAUUCUCUUCUGGCUCCUGUGUUACCUUUCCAGAGUUAUUAUUAGCAGUUCGGAAAUUCCUUUACUAUGAUUGCAUGAAAGCUUCAUGGGAUGCUUUCUUUUCUGAUCUGGCGGUGGAAUAUUGUAGUUCAUGGCUUAAAAGAAAGCACUGGUUAGAUUUACCUGUUGUUGUUGAAUCUGGGAGGCAAGGUUUGCCUAAGAUGGGUGAGAUGAAAAAAGAUGAUGAUAAAGUUGUACUUCUGUCUCUGAUACACGAUGGGGAUUCUGCACCAGGAUUUGUAUCAAGCAAGGAGGAUUUUUAUGCUUCUUCUUUGCCAUUGAUUCCAGGAGAUUGUAAAUUGCUGAAAGAGAGGGAGAUGGAUUCAUCAAGAAUCCAAGGAAUUCUAGAAAAUGAUUUGUAUGUGUCAGCCAAGAUAUCUUUGUUUAGAUUCUUUCAGGAUGCCAUAAUAGAGGAACUAACAAAUUUAUUUUGCUUGGCAUCAAACUAUAAUUUGAAUGAUGACAAGCUUGAUGUAACUGAAAACAAGCAAUAUGCCUUGUGUAGCUUGCAAGACAUGACUGCUGAUAUGGGGAUCAAUGCUUCUGAUUAUCUGGGAACAGAGCCAGCAAGUCCCUCUACAGCAUCUUCAAAUGCUUUUGAACAAUUGGGAUCUGACUUAUCAGAUGAUAAUGGUGUUGAUAUUACUGAUGAACCACCUCCUCCUGGGAUGGAUAAUUGUUCGAUUAUGAUCCUUCCAAACAAUAAAUUUCGGCCUCAAAAGUUGAUUGAGCACAUUCCACAUUUGGAUAAGUAUGCAACUUUGGCAAUCUUUAGACAAAAGUUGCAUGAUCAUGUACUUAAAAAGUUGAAGUACACUUACUUUGGUUAUAUGCUCAAUCAAUAUUUUGAGUCUUGUCAUUCUUUGCGAGAAUUUCAACUGGAUGCUACAAAAGUUGACAGUAAGACAAGACACCCAAAAAAAUUGCUUGAGGAUGAAUCGUAUGUUUGCUUGCAAGAUGCUACCUCUAGUUUAUCAUUGGCUUCCAAGAAUCAUAAGGGAAAUUUUGGAUAUUCUACUAAGUCAAAGUCGACUGCUUCAUCUUUGAAGACUGGAAAGCAUACUUAUGUCCAGAAAAAAAGGUUUGCUAAGAAAAUAUUUGAACCCUUAGUUCUAUCGGAGGAUCAUCAACAAUCAAAGCAGGAUGUGAGCACCUUGCAUUCUCAGAAUAUGAUCGAAUCACUUCCAGAGUUAGUAGUAAACAUGAGUCUAAGAAGUGUGAGUUUCCAAGAACUUGGUAGCUACAAGACUGGGAAACUGCUAGAGAAUUCAUGCUGUCAAGCUAGUAACCAUAAGGAAUCACUUGAUUCUUCUAUUUUCCCAAGAAAAAGGCGGAGAUUGAGGAAGGCUUAUCUGAAUGUCAAAGAAAUGCCCACAUUCUCCAAUUCAAAUGCUACGCUUUCUUUUGGUGAUGAUUCAUGCAGUGUCAUUAGUGAGAUGUCUGCUGUUGUUCACAAGUGCCAGUUUAGUAAUGAAAAAAAAGAGUCUGAUCCUUGGAUAUCACAGCAGGGUUCCAGCUCCAACACAGUUGAUAAAUUUUCUGAAAAUAAAAAACAUAAACUUAGUGUUCAGGAUGAAUCAAAAAAUUUGGCAAAUUGUAGUAACACAAUGAAGUCAAAACAAACUUCUUUUCUGAAGAAGAUGGAGGAAGAGUUUAAGCAUCUUUCACCAAUUCCUGAGGAUUCUAAAUUGCCAUCUACAAUUUCAUCUAGAAAACGAAAGCAUAAGCACUCUGCCAAAAGGAAGGUUAAAUCUACAAUUCCAUGUCCUAAGUCAGAUGGUUGUGCACGAUCUUCCAUUAAUGGUUGGGAGUGGCAUAGAUGGUCAAGAGCUGCACUGCCAUCGGAGAAGGCUUACAUAAGAGGAAUCCGUACUCAGUACUUUUCAAUAGGUUUCCGUGGAAAUUAUUUGCGAAAUUCAAAUUCUAAAGGUCCUUCUGCAAGAACAAACCGUGUUAAGCUGCGUAACCUUCUUGCUGCUGCAGAUGGGGCUGAAUUAUUGAAAGCGACACAGAUAAAGGCGAGGAAGAAACGAUUAUGUUUCCAGAGAAGCAACAUACAUGACUGGGGUCUGGUUGCUCUAGAACCAAUUGAUGCAGAAGAUUUUGUGAUUGAAUAUGUGGGGGAAUUGAUUCGCCGACGGACAUCUGAUAUACGUGAGCGCCUGUACGAAAGGAUGGGAAUUGGCAGUAGUUACCUCUUUCGGUUAGAUGACGAUUAUGUGGUAGAUGCAACCAAACGUGGUGGCUUGGCAAGGUUUAUAAAUCAUUCUUGUGAGCCAAACUGUUACACAAAAGUAAUUACUGUCGAGGGUCAAAAAAAGAUUUUCAUCUAUGCGAAGAGACAUAUAUCUGCAGGUGAGGAAAUCACUUACAACUACAAAUUUCCCCUGGAAGAAGUAAAGAUCCCUUGCAACUGUGGUUCUCAUAGGUGCCGGGGAUCAAUGAACUGAAAUUAUAUUAAUUUGCAUGGGUUAAGCCCAUUCCUAUGAGGAAAUUGGAGUGUUGCUCAGCCAACCUCAAAGGUUCUGGUGAAGGAGCUGCUGUUAUUGAUGUCAAUUUUGUCAUAGCUAUGAUUGUUGAUGUGAUGAUGUGUCAUGACUGCUCUUGAAGUUCCGCAAGUGUGAUGGAUUUUAGGUUGAAUUGGGAAACCAGAUAGCUCCAUCAAAGACCAUUUAUGCUCUGUGCAGCAUUUUGUCACAUGCAUCUGUAGCUGAAAAGCCUGAAAACUAUUCAACUAUACUUGGUUUUCUAUCUGCUUGCUGAAAAACUAUCUCCAAUCAAGGUGGUCAGUGGUGGCCGUGACCGUUUUAGCCCAUUCACAAACUACUGUUAACACUCGCGGUACGUUUUUCCUUUUCUUAUGACACGGUUUCUUUCAUCUCUAAUCUUGCUUCGUUUAACUGGACAAAAUAUCUUUGGAGCUUGGGAGAAAGUAUGAUAUGGGCCUUUCGUACAUAAUCAUCAAUUCCUGUUUAAUGGAUUUCAUCCAUUAAAACCCCCGGAACUAUUGCAAAAGGUGGAACCAUCACCUUAGCGGCCCCCUAGGUCCGGCCCCACAGAUAUCCAGAGGGGGUAAAUUACGGUUAAGCUGAGUAGGAGGGGUGACUGGGGUCGAGUGGAAUUUAAAGCGCAGCAGACCGAGGUUUUACGCCCGUGUGCAACUGGCGACCCUCGACCCUUGAACCUCCGUUACAAGCGUUAGGCACCCUUCCAGCUGAUCCAGCCCGUGGGGGCAAAACCCUCGGAACUAUGGUAUGAUGGUAAGAGGUAAGAUUGUUUCCUAGACAACAAAGAUUCAAAUCUCACCUAUGACACAUUACGCCUGGGAGUUUGAAAAACUUGUGACACUAGGCCAUCCACUAGGACCUAUCUACACUUCUCGAUUUACCUUUGUGACAGAUGAGAAACUUUUGUGGGGCCGGAUUAGUCACCUCCGGGAUUAGUCGGUAAGAGCUAGAUACCUGGAUUACCAAAACAUAAAUAUCCAGGAAUGAGUGAUUAUGAAUGAAGGCCCAAUAUCCUUAACCCGGCUCUAUAAGUUUUUGUCCACUUCAACGCUCAUGAGCAUAGUUAAAAAAAUUGACAAAAUUCAAUUUAAAUUCGGGCUAAUAACAAAGAUUCGUGCCUAGUUAUAAAAAUUGAACCAAUUCAAUUUAAAUUCGGGCUAAUAUCAAAGGUUUGUGCCUAUAAACCAUUUAAAAAAUUUAUUGACUCGGUUUAGUUUGGAUUUAGAGAAUUGGUGGGAGAUAUAUAUAUAUAUAUAUAUAUAAAAGAAUCCAUAUAUAGCCGAUCUCAGGUGGGAUAAAAGUUAGAUUGUUAUUGUUGUUGGUGAUGGUGGUGGAAUUAGGUUUUUAUACUAGAUCCAUUGAAAUUAUUGGGAAAUGAAAUUCUUCGUGUAAAAUUUUUAACAAGAACUAAAUAAGAAAUAUAUAGUGAGAAGAACUAUGCAAUAUGCAAUUGAAUAUAACUAUAAACAAUAACUAUAAUAGAAUUAUUAAUUGUGAAUUAAUAAAAAAAUAUAAAUAAUAAAUUUCUAUUGCAAGCCCUUUCUAUCAACUGAAAAGAAAUUGUUGAGUAAUUGCUUUUUCUAAAUAUCAAGUAUCUCAAGUAUGUAAAUAAAGUGCUAUAGAAUGUACAUUAUUUACUAUCUUACAUAGAUCCUAAUAAAUUUGAGGGACAAUGUUUAUUAAAGAGAAAGUGAGGAAAGAAUGAAAGCAACGAUAUCAUUAAAAUAUCAUUGAAGAGGGGACGCUAGAGAGAUGCUAAAAGGGGCAAACACCAAGCAAUGUUCCCUUGAUAUUGUAGAAGACAAUAGAGGUCUUGGAAGGGACAUGUGUCAUGGGUGGAAUGAUAAGUCGUUGACAUGGAAGGAAAAUAAGGAGAUAGAUGAUGAAAACAAAUUGAUCAAUCUCAUGAAUUUGUAAAAUUGUGGAAGACACAGUAGGAACUCAGAUUGAUGAAGAGGAAUUGACAAAGCUAUGACUACAUCACUCUAAAUUAACUAGAUUGUUAAUUAAUCAAAUAUUAUAUAUUUGCUAAUAUAACAUACAAUUAUAUAAAAUAUAUGACACGCAUUAUAUAAUAUUGUUUCAUUUCAUUUUUUUGGGUUUUAUUGAAAAAAACUUGAAAAUCCGCCUUCAAUCCUAUAAUAUUGUAUCCCAAAAGCUACCUAUUUUUUUUUUUUUUUUAAAAAAAAUUGACUUUCCGUUCCAUUUUGAUAUAUUGGUUUCUUCGUCUAUCUCUAUUAUUAGUCGUUGCCAUGUUAAAAUUAUUGAAAAGCAGUUUUACCCAUCCAUUCUAUCCGUAUUUAAAUGAUCCGUAAGAACCGACAGAGGGAGUCCAAUUUUCAUAACUAUGCUCAUGAGCCAAUUAUUACAUUUGAGAUAAGUUAUGGUACGGCCAAGCCUUUUUUUUAAGCGGCAACUAAAGCUAAAGUCAAUGAAGUUAAAGAUGUUAGGAAUAAAAUGUCAAUGAGAAACUAGUCAAUAUAAUUAAAAUUAAUUUGUCAUAAUUAUUGUAAUUUAAUGUUGUAUAUAGAGUUGAUUUGAGAGAACUGUAAUAUUCCUCAUCAAAUUGUUGUGGCCAAGAUGCUUGUUGAUGUUGAUGUUUGAACCAUAAGCUUCUCUUUUACUUUAAGUUUGUUGUCUGUUA
Molecule: messenger RNA, 6661 nt
Organism: Zingiber officinale
Lineage: Eukaryota; Viridiplantae; Streptophyta; Magnoliopsida; Zingiberales; Zingiberaceae
Product: histone-lysine N-methyltransferase ATXR7-like
Exons: 20
Coding region: 202-3960 (1252 amino acids)
Cellular component (GO): Set1C/COMPASS complex
Molecular function (GO): histone H3K4 methyltransferase activity; protein binding
Source: RefSeq, a predicted model, not a curated record